This is a messenger RNA of Ectocarpus sp. CCAP 1310/34, 1231 nucleotides long. The record is from the annotation of a GenBank genome assembly. Lineage: Eukaryota; Phaeophyceae; Ectocarpales; Ectocarpaceae.
CUGCUGUGAGCACCAUGGACGGGCCGCUGCAGAUGCCUCACAAGUGGAAGGACAUGGUGUACUACACGACCCUUGGUUCAGGCACCUCCAAGGCGAAGACCUUCAUGGAGAAACCGUCGACCGUCCUGACCAAGUUCAAGAGCUACAAGGCCGAGUACACGAAAGUGUGGCUCUGGCUUGACACAUAAGUCUUGCAGGCAAGUCGGAUUCCCAGCGCAGCGUAUUUCCCUCUCUCGUGGCGUCGCACACUCCGAAAACCGGGAGACGAAAGCAAUGCAACCCUAAUUUCGUGUGUGGAAAACAAAAUCGACGGUGCUUGACGUGAGGAUCUUCGUAAAAUCACGAGGCUUCUUUAUGCCUGUGUUGGUCAAGCAUGUGUGUGCGUGCGUGUGUUUGUCGUAAAGUAGUCUACACAAAACGGGAGGAUGAAGNAGUCACACACACACCUUCAUUGGUCAGCCGGUUACCGCGGUCGAUGCCAAAAAUCAAAAUACAAACACACGCAUAGCGACAGAGACAUGGACAAGGGAGGAGGGAGACACACCACCGGGAGAGCGAGACGGGAGGGUGUGCCCUGUACUACUGCUGUUGGCUAUCGGUGGAGUAAGCGAGAGAAGCGAAGAAGCGUUUGGUUGUUGUGCGUCGUUGUUGUUGCGCGCUUUUUGCCAGCAGCGUUUUUUUUUUCGCGUGAAUCAGCGAGAGAGGCUCUUCUUGGAAGAGAGAGCCACACCAACACGCUACUAGACGCCACCAUUGAUUGUGCAUGCACUGCUGUGCACCUCUCUAUACUUUUGUGCGAGGGCCUACUGCUGUGGUGUGUCACCUGUGCCUUCCUUGCUAGUCUGGUCACCUGUCACACGCGUGCCUUUGAGUUGCCAAUUCAAAAACAGGAAAGAAACGUUUAGAUAAAGGGCACAUGUUUUUUUUCUGCUAGAUGAUUGCCACCCCCCCGACGACUCGAAACGCACCAGCCUACUGCAGGUAUAUAGCUUGUACUUCCCACCCUCUGGUUUUGCCCCGCAAAAUGAAUGACAUGACGUAGUUGGGCGGGCCUCGUCGUAAACAAAAAAAUAACGAAGCCGGGACAGCAGCAACACUAAAGGUUGAAAACUUGUUGCUACGCAUUGUCGAAAACACUGCUGUAAUAUAAUUACGUAACCGCUCACCGCGAAUCCGUUUUGUUCCCUGUGCGUCUUUUUUUUUUGUGUCAGGAACGACAAGAACACACCGU